Molecule: messenger RNA, 1804 nt
Organism: Siniperca chuatsi (mandarin fish)
Lineage: Eukaryota; Metazoa; Chordata; Actinopteri; Centrarchiformes; Sinipercidae
Product: heat shock protein beta-7-like
Exons: 3
Coding region: 216-806 (196 amino acids)
Source: RefSeq, a predicted model, not a curated record
CCCACAACAAAGACCCCUGGACAGUGAAUGAGAGGUUAAUAGCUUUUGGUAACCUACUUCUUUGACUUGAUUUUGCCAAUAUUUAUUCUCAGGAGGCUUAACAGAAAUCAAAUCUGAGAAAAGGUCUUGUUUUCUUUGGCUAGGGUAUAUUUUGAGUGGGAGUGUGUUUUCCAAGUGUGUGUGCAAGUGUGAAAGGCUACUGCAUAUCCUCUGCUAUGGCAUCCCUGACAUCCUCCAGCCGCAGAUCCUCCUCAUCCUACCGCUCAUCGUCACGUUACAGCACCUCCAGUUCCUAUCGGUCGGAGGGCUCACUGGGCGGAUCGUGCGAUUCUCUGGAGCCCCUUUUUGAGCCAUUUCUUGACUCUGCUGAUCAUUCUAGUCGGUUUGGAGAAGAGGGCCCCGGGGGACCCAGCUGUCUGGCCCCCUUCAGCAGGCACAGCAGAUCCUCCUAUGGACACACUGGUGGCGCUGUGACAGGCUGGCAGAGCAGUACAGGUGGUGCGGUGCGAUGUCUGGGAGACAGCUACUACAUGUCAGCUGACGUCAGCCAGUUCGAGCCGCAUGACGUAGUGGUGAUGGCCUACAACCACCAUGUUGUCAUUCACGCCCAGAAGGUACUAGACGAUGGAAGCGUCAGUGACACGUUCACCCAUAAGUCCCUGUUCCCUGAGGAUAUGGACCCCCUGUCGGUCAGUGGGACCCUUAACCCCAAUGGUACCUUGGUGGUGAGUGUCCGCCGGACCACCCUGUCAGGUGGCCUGGAGCCACUGGGUGUCAACACCUACCGCAGUGAAGCUCACCUUUGACCUCUGGCCUUGUAGCAAUUCUCACUGUAUUUCAGCUACUCUUGUUUAGGAUGUAUAUUUGAUUAUACUGUAGUCUUGUCAGUAGGGUUAAACUCAUAUGAGGCAGAUAAUAGCAUAAAAAAAUAUGUGAAUGAGGAAUUACAGCUGAAUGGAUAGUAACUAUUUGACCUACCAUUCUGUCCAUCCAUCCAACGACUACUGGCCAGCUUGCUAUGACAUUUAGGAUUAGUAUUCAUGAUCCCCAGAGGCUGACUCCUCAUGAUUAUAGUGACACCCUGACCUUUUGUCUAGCACCACUGUCUAAUUAAAGUUUUCCUUUAAUUUCUGUGACAAGGUAUCUCAUGAAGUAAUGAUCUAACAGGCAGAAUGUUAAAAGAUUGGUUGUCUGGAAACCUCACGAUAAAGGCAAGUCUUUGCAUCCGUCCAAGAAACUUGAUGUUUUUACACUUUGUUUUUGUAUGGAUUAAACAAACCAGAUGUUUUAAUUAUAGAGGUGCUGGUAGGCUGUUUUUCUUACCUUUGGACAAAGCCAGGCUAGCUGUUUUCCCCGGUUACCAGUCUUUGUUCUAAGCUAAGCUAAGCUAAUCGACUGCUAACAAUAGCCUCAUAUUUACAGUACGGACAUGGGAGAUCUAUUAGUUUAUUAGAUCAUGGUGUCAUGGUGGAUGGAAGGGGGGAAAAAAGUAGGUGCUUUAUGUGAGUAGCAUUGGUUGUAUUAUUUCUUUUGCUAUGACAAACUGUAUGUAGACUAUUGAAACUGUCAGAAAAUGCAAUGAGUGUAUGUUUAAUUAUUAGUUAGUAUUUAACUGGUAGACUAAAUACACUUUAAAUUUGUGUUUUUAUUUUUCCAAUACAGUUUAUCUACUUUUAAAGCUCAUUUUAUGUUGUAAAUUCAUAGUGUACAUUAAAGUGUUAAAACUGAUGUAAUAUGAAUGAAGAUUUGGUUGUUUUAUAGAUAAGCAAUACAUAUGUGCAUUUAAUAAAAUCUAAAUAACAAA